Molecule: messenger RNA, 1953 nt
Organism: Propithecus coquereli (Coquerel's sifaka)
Lineage: Eukaryota; Metazoa; Chordata; Mammalia; Primates; Indriidae
Gene: OLFML2A
Product: olfactomedin-like 2A
Exons: 8
Coding region: 1-1953 (650 amino acids)
Biological process (GO): signal transduction
Source: RefSeq, a predicted model, not a curated record
AUGGCUGCGGCCGCGCUCCCGCCCCGUCCGCUGGCGCUGCUCCUGCUGCCGCUGCUGCUGCUGCUGCGCGCCGACCCCGUGCGCGCUGACAGUAAGGUGUUCGGGGACAUGGACCAGGUGCGGAUGACCUCCGAGGGCUCGGACUGCCGCUGCAAGUGCAUCAUGCGGCCGCUGAGCAAGGACGCCUGCAGCCGGGUGCGCAGCGGGCGGGCGCGGGUGGAGGACUUCUACACGGUGGAGACGGUGAGCUCGGGGGCCGACUGCCGCUGCUCCUGCACCGCGCCGCCCUCCUCGCUCAACCCCUGCGAGAACGAGUGGAAGAUGGAGAAACUCAAAAGGCAGGCGCCGGAGCUCCUCAAGCUGCAGUCCAUGGUGGAUCUCCUGGAGGGCACCCUGUACAGCAUGGACCUGAUGAAAGUGCACGCCUAUGUCCACAAGGUGGCCUCGCAGAUGAACACGCUGGAAGAGAGCAUCAAGGCCAACCUGAGCCGGGAGAACGAGGUGGUGAAGGAGAGCAUGCGCCACCUCAGCGAGCAGCUGAGGCACUACGAGAACCACUCGGCCAUCAUGAUGAGCAUUAAGAAGGAGCUGUCCAGUCUGGGCCUCCAGCUGCUGCAGAAGGAUGCGGCCGCCCCUGCCGCCGCCCCAGCCACCGGCCCUGGUAGCAAGGCUCAGGACACAGCUGGAGAGAAAGGCAAGGGCACCAACAAAUACGGCAUCGUACAGAAGAGCUUCGUAGACAGGGGCCUCCCGAAACCUCCUAAGGAGAAGCUGCUGAAGGUGGAGAAGCUAAGGAAGGACAGCAGCAAGAGCAGAGUCCUCCAGCCCACAGCCAAGCCCCGGGCCCUGGCCCAGCAGCAGGCUGUGAUCCGGGGCUUCACCUACUACAAGGCAGGCGGGCAGGAGGUGACGCAGGCAGUGGCUGACAACGCCCUCAAGGGCACUUCCUGGCUGGAGCAAGUACCGCCCAAGGUGGAGGGCAGGCCACCCGAGCCCAACUCUGCGGAGCAGGAUGAGGCCGGGCCCAGGUCCUCAGAGGGAGAAGCCUUGGCCCCCAGCACCACCACCUCAGACCCUGCCUCCACCACCACCACCGCCCCGACUCCCACCACCAGUCCCCUGCCCACCGAGCCACCUUCACGCCCAGAAGUCCCGAGCCCAGGCAGGGAGGUGAGCUGCGAGGGCACCCUCAGGGCCGUGGACCCCCCCGUGAGGCACCACAGCUACGGGCGCCACGAGGGGGCCUGGAUGAAGGACCCUGCUGCCCGGGACGACAGGAUCUACGUCACCAACUACUACUAUGGAAACAGCCUGGUGGAGUUCCGCAACCUGGAGAACUUCAAGCAAGGCCGCUGGAGUAACAUGUACAAGCUGCCGUACAACUGGAUCGGCACGGGCCACGUGGUGUACCAGGGCGCCUUCUACUACAACCGCGCCUUCACCAAGAACAUCAUCAAGUACGACCUGCGGCAGCGCUUCGUGGCCUCCUGGGCACUGCUGCCCGACGUGGUGUACGAGGACACGACACCCUGGAAAUGGCGCGGUCACUCAGACAUCGACUUCGCUGUGGAUGAGAGCGGCCUGUGGGUCAUCUACCCUGCCGUGGAUGACCGUGACGAGGCCCAGCCCGAGGUGAUCGUGCUGAGCCGCCUGGACCCAGGCGACCUCUCCACACACCGAGAAACCACGUGGAAGACACGGCUGCGGCGGAACUCCUACGGGAACUGCUUCCUGGUGUGCGGCAUCCUGUACGCCGUGGACACGUACAACCAGCGCGAAGGCCAGGUGGCCUACGCCUUCGACACGCACACGGGCACCGACGCUCGCCCCCAGCUGCCCUUCCUCAACGAGCACGCCUACACCACCCAGAUCGACUACAACCCCAAGGAGCGGGUGCUCUAUGCCUGGGACAACGGCCACCAGCUCACCUACGCCCUGCACUUCGUGGUCUGA